This is a messenger RNA of Periophthalmus magnuspinnatus, 5152 nucleotides long. RefSeq names its product ankyrin-1-like. The transcript is spliced from 4 exons. The record is from RefSeq and is a predicted model, not a curated record. NCBI's taxonomy places the organism in Eukaryota, Metazoa, Chordata, Actinopteri, Gobiiformes, Gobiidae. Gene Ontology annotation, molecular function: protein binding. Bases 381 to 866 code for a protein of 161 amino acids. Gene Ontology annotation, biological process: signal transduction.
CUGUCAGAGGGAGCUGCACAGGGUUACACUGUCAUCUCUUACAGGCAUUAUUACUAUAGAAUUUUAAGUUUGUGAUCUUUGCCUUUGGAUGCACAUGAUUCCUGUGAAAAGGGGAGCACUUUGAGUGUGGGCCCAGGGCUGCUUAUCUGAGACACAGUGAAGCCUGUGGUAUUUAAAGAGCAGGGGUCACAUGGUCAGUCAAAGUGGUGGGAGUAGGGGGGUGUGAACAGCACUGGACGUCAGUGAGAGGCUACUGCUGAGAGGACACUGAAGGGACAAGGAGUGGAGGAGCCCUACUGCUUCUGAAGGACAACAUGAACUGAGAGGAGAUCAGAAGAGAAGCUGCCUUUACUGUUGGACUUUGCCAGGACAGAGGAGCCAUGUGGGCCCUGGUCACAGAGCUGCUCUUCAGCUUCGUGCUGCUGGCCUUCUUGGUCAUCAGUUGUCAGAAUGUGCUGCACAUAGCCAGCGGCUCGGUGCGUUCCGUGCUCACGCACAUACACCAUGCUCUGGACCAUGAGCUGGGGGAGGGGGAGGGCGUGGCCGACGAAGAGGAGAAUGUCACCACCAGAGUGGUGCGCCGCCGCGUCAUCCUCAAGGGUGAUGAGGCAGACAAUCUCCCUGGGGAGCAAGUGAGCGAAGAACACUUCACUGACGAACAUGGAAACAUUGUCACAAAAAAGAUUGUGAGGAAGGUGGUGCGGCGGGGCAAGGGUGAGGAGGGGGUUCAGGACAUGACAGAGGAGGACCCCAAUGACCUGGAGACCGAGCAGUACAUGAGCUAUGCCAUCCUGGGCCGGGACAGCAGCAAGAAUUCUCCACACGAUUCUAGCCCUUCUCGUAAAGCAUCAUACAUGGACACAUGACCCGGUGCUGUUGCUGACCAGUGACCACCUCACACCAGAUAGCCAGACAAACGGACCUGAGCACCACCAGACCUUCAGCACGCCACCACCGAAGGAUAUGGUUUUACCUGUAGUUUUUAUGACUUUUUUUUAAAACCAUGAGAAACAUCUACUCUAGGCAAGACGCAUGAUUUCGUAUAAAAUUAAAACACAGACCAAAAAAAUUACAAAAAAAUUGAGCAACCAAAUGAGCUUCCUGUAUGUGUAUGAGCAUGAGUGACUCCCACCGCAUGGCCUGUUUUUAACUACGAUAUGGGGGGGGUUUGGGGGACAGGCAUGCAGCACUGAAUAUGGUCAAUGAUGGGCCAAUCAUAAAGUGGCGCGAAAUUUGAAAAAAAGGGUAAUGAAUUUGAAAAUGAAAAGAAUAUUGUCUCUAGGCAACAGUUUCUCUCCCUUGUGUCCAUAUCCACUGAACUUAUAAUUCUAUGUGGUUUUAUCAACAGUUUAACGGCUUAAGAGCUUAAAUAUGAUUCCUUAGAUAUCCUGCAGAUGGCGCCAUGCAUCAUCUUGUUUGGGCUUAUUAGCUUUCCACAUUUGAUUUACUUGAAUGUGUUUGUUAGCCAGUAUUUCCAUUAAAUUGUUGCUGGAAGGUAGUUUGGUAUGAUAUGAGAACAUGUAUUUUGCCAGUGUACGAAAAUUUCAUUUUGCUAUUAUUUUUGAAUUGAACACAAGAUAAACAUGCGAUUAAAAAAUAUCAAUAGAAAGCUCUACAGGUGUUUGCUAGCAUGGUUGACUUUAGCAUACAGUUUCAUGGAAAUAAUGCAAAAGUUUGGGCUUGUUAUUGUCUUCAAAAUGAGCAUAGAGAAGUAUAGAAGACCAAGGAGAAGUCUCAGCCAAAGAUGUGUAGUCAAAAGUUACAUCUUAUUUUUUACAGAAUAACCUAUAUUUUUUUUGCAUCAAACUAAGAUGAUGAAUGAGCUACCAUGAGUGAGUUAACAUCACGUGUCUUCCAUCUGUGUCUGGCCUUUGUCACUACUCACCGGUGCCACCUCAGAGUAGAUGUAGCAGCCUUGUCCUCAGGCAGAGGCAGGGUCAUCAUGGGGCAAAAGACUAGCAGCAAGUAGCAGCAUCUGGAGUCUGCCCUACAACCAGAGGAGCUCAAGACUGUAGCACUGAAGGAGAGAAGACAGGUGCGGGACUACAUUUGUGUCCAAAGUAGGUUUCUUAUAACCUCAGUCAAAGGUCCCAUACUAUGCAAUAAUGUUGUGUUUAGAAUGCUUGAACAUCCAGCAGUGACACGUCAUGCUUUAUGACAAUGAAGAGUGAAGCAAUUUAAGACUAAAUCAGUUGCUACUAGCAUCAAAGAGACUAAUAUAGAGAUUAUAAUACCCAGAGUCAUUGCAAACAUGGUCCAAAGCCGAAUAAUUGUCAUUUCAGCAUGACAUUUACUUGAAUGUAAAAUUCAGAAAACAUGUUUUCAUUUUGGAAGUAUAUUAUUGCUAUUGUUUUCCAUGAUUACAUGAGCCAGACAUUACUUCCAUAUUUAAUGCACAACGUGUGCAUAAUUUGGGGAUGUGUUUGUCUGGUUUGCAGUUUUACAUUUGUGCAAAUUAUGUGCACAAUCACCUUGAAUAUUGUUAAAGGAACUGUAUAGCUCGCACUCUUACAAUCAGUGUUUGGCGCAACAUUUUUGUAAUCAAUAAAUCAGCAUUAGAAUUAUCAUCAGUAUAAGCUUUAUUUGAUUUCAACAUGCUAAACUCAUGUCUGGGGACAUAGUUAGGUCAUGUUUAUCAAGUUUAAAAUAAAAAUUUCACAUACAGCUCAUUUAAGAAAGAGUAACUGCACUUGUUAAAAGAGUGUAUAGUUGGAAGGUUUUGUACAGCCAAAUCGAUUUGUCUGCAUCCACUUUUGGCACAAAUGUCACCCCGUACUCGACAGUGGAGAGGAGGGUGCGUCGAGUUGAGUUGAAUGUUUGUCCCUUUUGCUUCUUCUUGAGAGUCACCAAUCACUGUGAAGAGUUCUCUGACCUGUAACUGUGAGUGUGGCCCUUCGCAAGCGCCACUCUCCUCCGCUAAUUCAAACACACCCAAACCUACGCAGCAAUAACAGCGCCGAGAAGAUUGUCCAUGUGACUGGAGAGGAAACUUUAGCUUCAUGUUCUUCCUAAACGCGGCUUCUAGUCGGUGGAGAGCAGAUUCAGGCCCCCCAAGCAAUGAUGUCAGUACAUAGAAACUUCAUUUUGGACUUGUAUAAAGUGACAAUUGCAUUUCGAGUGUAGCAACUUUUUUAUCUCAUCCUCGUUUAGUGUUGAACUUCCAAUGAGCCAUCUCACCUUCCAAGUGCCCAGUUCUAGAGAUUUGCAUUUCAGAUUGACAAGAGUGUGUUUAUGAAUGUCUGUGGUUGUUCUAAAACCACAUGGGUUCUUCAGUAUACAUACAUAUAUUCAGUAUACAGUUAAAGGUUCUGAAAUGGGCAAAGGAGAAACUUAAUGAGUCUUCUACAAAACACUUUUUUUUCCAAGUUGCUUUACCUCAAGUUCAGAUGACGGCCAGAAAGUUGCAAAAUAAGACUUAUUUAACAACAUUGUAAUAAACAUGUUUAUAAUUUCAACUGACAAACAGGUUGCACAAAACUACCACUAUAAAUAUAAAGGUGUUUUCAUUCAUUUGAAAGGUCUUAUUUUGCAAUUUUGGUUUGCACUUUACAGCCACCAUAAAUUUAACCUUUGCCAUCUCAUGUUAUAUCAUAAGCUUAUUUCAAUUAUUUUCUCAAAGUUGUUCAAAUAGUUGCUUUGUGUAAAAUCAUACCAAUGCUGCAAUAACCACCUAGUAGUGUUCGUUUAGUGCGACUUGAAUUGAUGAAUGUACAGUCUUGGUGUACUGUAGUUCUGAAGUAGUCCUAUGUGUUGACUGUAUUUUAGUAGAUUAGAGAAUGUUUCACCUCUGUAUCUGCUAAUAAUCUACAGUAUAAAGUCAUCUCAGUGCUAACACAGAGGCACAGGGGCGAAGGAGUUUGAACUAACAAACAUUUCAUCAUAUAAGCUAUAUUUUACAAAAUUUUUAAUAAUAAGACAAAAGCCAGAUGUCAGUGAGAAUAUGCAGUAGUAGUUGCAAAUGAAGGGCUCAGGAGUUUUGCUUGUUUCUGAAGCCAAGGGCCAUUUUUACUCAAGCAGCUGAUGUCAUGAGUGAGGGGGAGAGGUGAGGAGAGGUGAGGGGGGAUGAGUGCUCGGACUGAAGGCUGUACAUGCAUAGGUUCAUAAAAAGUAUGAUUACAUGUAUUUGAGAUUCCAAAGCAUCUCAAUUCCUUGCAGUUGUCUUUAUUUAAAAUUACAAAAAUUUGGGAAAAUCCUCUUCUAGAAAUAUAUAGUUUGUUCCAGUCCUUAGUUAAUUUUGAGUCCUAUCUACAGUGUUUCGAACAAGGACAGGACAGGAGAACCACUAUACAUAUUUUAGGUGGGAGACUGAAACGCCAAGAGCAAAUCCUCUUGUAGUUUUAUUUGCUUAUAGAUAUAUCUUAUUAUAGCAUACUGUCCUAAUCAAAAACAUGAGACCACACAGGUGAAACUGAAUGAGUUUCCUGACCUUAUCUAGGAUGGGCGAGCUCUCAGCUACACAGAUGGGCUCAGUGCAUACAGCCAGACUCGGAGCCAUAUGGCCAGGGCACACUCAGCUGUUCAGAGACUCGGUGGACUUAAUGACCAGUAGUACAAGAUGGCUGACAUUUUCCCUCCACAGUAUAGCCUUCUAGAGCCCACACCAGAGGAGCAGGCUUCCACAUAGAGACUUGAGAAGCAGAGAGUGACGUCACAGAGUUCAUGCAAAAAUAUUACUGUUGCAAAAACUAGAGAACUUGUAUAUUUCUUUAGAAUGGAUUGAAGACAUUAUUAACGCAAUAGUAUAUACUCAAUACUAAGGAAUGCAACUGCGCACAUGAACAGAAAAUCUUUUUAUCAUAAAAGGCUAUAUGUCUAUAAAUAUAUAUAUGAGAUAUAUGAAGUAUAUAUAUUUACUUAGAAUGCUAUGCACCCUUCCUUGUCAAAUGGGAUUAUGUUAUGGAUAUACUUUUAGCAUCAUACAGCUGUAGCUACCAAGUGACUGUCGGGUAAUGCCUGCAACCUGGGAAAUAAAGGGACAUUCUGGGGUAUUUGAAAUUAUUUUUGUUUGCUUUUUUUUAUUGUUAUAGAGAAUCCUACAUGAAUUUAAAAUAUAUGUAAAAGCCUUUUAAUCCAGUUGACUCUGUUAACAUCUAUGAAUUUACUCGGUACACCAGCUCAACAUUUACAAAAAUUAAUAAAGAAAUGAAAUGUC